CACCACACACUCUUACCAUUUCCACCAGCUCGUACGUGACUCUUAGCAGUUUCGCUAGAGCCACGCCUUUAUCUCUAGGCGGCUUUCGUGUCGCCUUGUCAGAUUUUCGAGAACCUUAUUUUGGAUCGCAAGGCUCGCUCGGCGGUGGACGAAACGCUAAACCGCGGAACGUUCUGUUUCCGGCGUGAGCUGAAGUGAGCUGGAACCAUGUUGCGGUUUCUCGGAAAAAAGGCUCUCGAGCACGGAGCGAAGCAACGCUCGAGCCGACCCUACUCCACUAGCCAUGGACGUGGCUGGAAUCCGAUAACCCGCGGAUGCUCCGCGCAAGUCGCGCCGGAGGUGGCGGUAGCAGAACCGGGUCACUUGCUGGACCCGUCGCAUGUGCGACAGAAGGCGAGCGAUUUAGUCGCAUCGGGUGCUUUCAGGAGGCCUAUCAGCGGCUCCGCAGCUCGCCAGCAGGAGCAGGCCGCGAGGAAAGCCGGCGGCUUUGAAGGGAGCAUCUACCUCCACCACUCCGACGUCGGGAGGCAGGUCAACUCCGCUGCUCUCAGCGUCGGCCUUAUCCACGCGCUGCAGGUGCUGCGUCCAGGUGUGGGUUAUUUCCGCCCCAUCGAUCAGACGUCGCACGGUGGUAACCGCGUGGACCUGAUGAAGAAGGUGUUCCACAUCAAGACGCCUCCGGAGGACAUGUUUGCGCUCACCCAGGACCAGGCGUACUCGCUGCUGGCCGCUGAUAAGAUCGACGACCUGCUGGAGGCUGUCAUCUCAGCAUACGAGCGCCACAAGCGGUAUCACGACUUUGUGGUGAUCGAGGGCACGUCCAUGCGGGAUGGGUCCAACACCUCCCCCAUCAACGGACUCAUUGCGUCGGCCCUGGAGUCCCCGGCUCUGCUGCUGACUGACUGCAUUGCCGCCUCGCACCACCACCCCAAGCACCACGAGGCUGGAGGCAAUUUCGAAGCAUGGGAUUUUGAAAAGGAAGCCACGAGCUGCAUCCUGGACCAUGCGCGCAUCAUGAAGCAGAGCAGCGUGGACAUCGCAGGAGCGCUGCUGUACCGCAUGCCUAGGACCAGCCGCGGGACCAGCAGGCUCAGGGAGAAGAUCACUGAGGCCGGCAUCCCAUUCCUGGGAGCAUUGCCCGCCGACAAGUCGCUCGAAUCCUUCCAGGUGGAGGACGUGAGGAGAGUGCUCCAUGCUCAGGUCCUCUAUGGCGGCGACACCCCCCAUGCAGCCAACAGCAUGGCCACGGAGAUCACGAAGACCAUGGUGGCAACGCUGCACCUGGCCGAGAUCCUCACGCUCAUCCCGCCCUCCGACGACCCCGCUAGAGGCGCCCUCGUUAUAGCGCAUGCCAGCCGGCCGGAUAUUCUCCUGGGGAUGAUCGAUCUGCAUGAGACGCACCUCAGCACGCAGGUGGCGGCUAUGGUGCUGACAGGAGGAGCUCCUCCGCCCGCUGAAGUCGAUGAGCUGAUCCGGACCCGCCCCACGCGUGUGUCCCUGCCAGUGCUGCUCGCUCCAAAAGCCACCUACGACACGUGUCUGGAGCUGGCUAAAGCAGACUCGGAGCUCCACGCUACUUCGACCAGAAAGAUCGAGAGAGCAGAGGUCAUGUUUCACGAGCACGUGGACAUGAGGGUGCUCAACCAGGUGCUCUUCAAGGAGCGCCCCCUGCGCAUGAACCCCAAGCUCUUCCAGCACGGCAUCUUUGAGAAGGCCAGGGCAGCACAGUCGCACGUGGUGUUGCCAGAGGGUGCAGAGCCCCGCACAGUGCAGGCGGCAGGGGAGGUGCUGAGGCGUUCCCUGUGCCAAUUGACCCUGGUGGGCAAGCCAGAUGACAUCCUCACCGAGGCGAAGCAGCUCCGGGUGGACCUCACCGGAGCUAACCUCGUGAACCCAGCCUCGGCGCCGAACCUGGAGACCUACGUGGACAUCCUCUACGAGGCUCGGAAGUCCAAGGGCAUGACGCGUGCAGAGGCUCAGGAGCUGCUGGUUACUGAUGCCAACUACUUUGGCACGGCCAUGGUGGCCGCAGGGCAUGCGGACGGCAUGGUGUCUGGAGCUAUCCACACGACUGCCAACACUGUCAGGCCGGCUCUUCAAAUCAUCAAGACCCUCCCAGAGACGCCCAUUGUCUCUUCGGUCUUCUUCAUGUGCCUGCCCGACAAGGUCCUGGUGUACGGUGAUUGUGCCAUCAACACGAAUCCAACGGCUGAGGAGCUUGCGAUGAUCGCCAUGUCAUCGGCUGACACUGCUGCUGCCUUUGGCGUGGAGCCACGUGUCGCUCUGCUGUCGUACGCCACAGGGGAUUCCAACACGGGUCCGCUGAUCCAGAAGGUGGCGGACGCCACGGCCAUAGUGCAUGAGCGCAGGCCGGACCUGAUGGCGGAGGGCCCGCUGCAGUACGACGCUGCUGUGAACAUGGAGAUAGCGAAGACCAAGGUCAAGGGGAAGGCGUCAGAGGUGGCUGGACAGGCCACAGUGCUGAUAUUCCCUGACCUCAACACGGGCAACAAUACUUACAAGGCAGUGCAGCAGUCCACGGGGGCAGUUGCCAUGGGCCCGGUGCUGCAGGGGUUGAGGAGACCCGUGAACGACCUGAGCCGAGGGUGCACAGUGAAGGAUAUUGUUACGACCAUCGCAAUGACGGGCGUGCAAGCUGCUGCUAUGAAGACUAGUAGCAUUAGGCAAGGGGGUGCAGCAUAAGAUAGGUGGUGGUGGGGUGGGAAUUGCGGAGUGAAAAAUCCACGAGCGUAUGGUUGAGAAGUUAAAUAACCGACCAUUGAGUGCAGGAAAGUGGGAAAUGUAUGGGUACCGUGCUUGGGGUGUUGUGAAACAGCUUCUUUAUACGCUUUUCUGUAAAGGACCAAUGUUAUGUAGUGGUUAGGGAACAAAUUGAUGUACAUGUACGGCAUUUAUCGAUGGUACACUACACUGAGU
Messenger RNA from Closterium sp. NIES-67, 2937 nucleotides. Lineage: Eukaryota; Viridiplantae; Streptophyta; Zygnematophyceae; Desmidiales; Closteriaceae. The record is from the annotation of a GenBank genome assembly.